AUGAACUCAAAUUGGAAAUCACUACAUCGCUAUUACGCGUUUGACCCCAAGAAAUACCCAAUGGACGCGUUCUUCGCAGAUAUGAAAACAUUUCGAGAUCAAUACGAGCAUGCCUACCGCGAUAUCGAAAAAGAACGGGAAUUGAAGGAACGAGAAGAGCAGCGCAAGAAACGACCUCCAUUCAGACCGAUACAAACCAAUGCAACGCCUUCGUCGGUGAAUCGUGGUGUCAGAAUCGAUGGACUUCUUAAAAACGGUUCGUUAUUCAUUUCAUUCAUAAAGCAAAUUUCUUUUUGA
Molecule: messenger RNA, 297 nt
Organism: Anisakis simplex (herring worm)
Lineage: Eukaryota; Metazoa; Nematoda; Chromadorea; Rhabditida; Anisakidae
Source: the annotation of a GenBank genome assembly